Messenger RNA from Diaporthe batatas, 558 nucleotides. RefSeq lists its product as uncharacterized. Lineage: Eukaryota; Fungi; Ascomycota; Sordariomycetes; Diaporthales; Diaporthaceae. The transcript has 2 exons. Bases 1 to 558 code for a protein of 185 amino acids. The record is from RefSeq and is a predicted model, not a curated record.
AUGAAUGCACUCCAGAUCGAGAUGGCGACUGGGCCUAAGCGAGAAUCCUUCCACUGGCAGUCAGAUACGACCACGGACGCGCCAACUACUACCUGCUCGAUCAACACCCCUUCAACUACCGCAGCAGGCCCUGAUUGCCUCUGUAGCAGCCGAGGAGCAGUCCCUUGUCCCGAGAAGACCUUCCAGAUCAUCGAAAAGCGCAGCGGCAAAGCCAUCACGCUGGCCGGAGAUGAACUGAAACUCGAGAAAGUCGGGCCCACCAGAGUCUUUGACAGAAAGACCCAUUGGUUCUGCGUCAAGAAGGAUGGCUACUUCGGCUUCCAAAAUCCCAAGACCGGGAACUACCUUGGCCACGACGGUGGAUUUGGCAUUCGUGCCUCGGCAAACUACCUGAAUCAGUCGGGGCUGUGGACACCGAGGGAGCAUCCAGAGGGAGGGUAUGAGAUGCUGUCACCUCAUGGGGCUAGUGUCCUAAUGGUUCUGUGUGAUGGUGGAGAUGGGAGCACGCUGGUUACACGAUGGCAUGGGACUACGCUGUGGGAGUUUGUCAGAGUCUGA